CAGCACUGGCUGGUUCUGUAUUUGAGAAUGUUGAGGUCAAGGCAGAUGUAGGUAAGUUGACCGAGUAUCUUUUCUCUUUUGACUCUCCGUUUCUGCUAACAUGUGGGUCAGUACCUGCCCUCAUGCCACAGACACACCCCCUCUGCACGCACCCCUUCAGAGCCUGCCCCCACCUUCUCAACUAGACUCCGUGUGUGUAUUCAGGAAAAAUGAAAAUAAAUCUGAAAAAAUUGGGAGUGGAGUGGGCAGAUGAGGGGGAACAAAGUCAUUUUGGUCAUGGAACAUCCAUUUGCUUAACCAAGGAGACUCUUCCCUGGGAAUGUUUGUUUCUGUCUCUCUCAAUUCUACUCUCUUUCAUAUUUUUAUUUGCUCACCCUUUCACUUAAAGCCUCCAUUUUCUCAUCCCGUUCUAGGAACUUAUUUCCAAAUUCUCCUGACUUCCUGAGUUUUGGAGUAUUUGUUUUGGACGCCGUUUGCUUCCAGUGUUUUGUUUGGUUGGCUUUUUUGGAGAUGGGGUCUUGGGAUGUUGCCCAUGCUGGUCUCAAACCCCUGGGCUCAAGUGAUCCUCCCACCUCAGCCUCCUGAGUAGCUGCGACUACAAGUGUCUGCCACCACGCCCAGCUCUAGUUUUGUUGGUUGGUUGGUUUAAAUCCAGAAAUUUUAGAACAUCCGGGACAAGACAGUUUGAUGAUGGAGACUUUCCCCAGGCAGACUGGUGUGCUGGUGGCUGCUGUACAUAACAAAUCCCCUCCAGGUGGCUUCCAACCGCUGCCUCGUUCUGUGGCUCAGGGAUUUGGGGAGGGCUCAGCCGGGUAGUUCUUUGCCUGGGGUCUUCUUUGAUUUUGGUCACAUGUCUUCUAGGGCUGCAUUCCUGUGAAGGCUUAAUGAAUCAGGUGAGCGGUCCAAGAUGGCUCGCUUGCGCAAUGACGGUUGGCAUUGGCUGUAGGCUUGGGAACUCAUCUGGGUUGAUGGCUGGAGGGGCUGUGUGUCCUCUCGAGAAUGGCAGCUUCAGAGGAGCUGAACUUCUUAAGUGGUAAUUGGCUUCCCCCAGAGAACCAGGCAGAAACUGUGUUACCUUUUUUGAGCUCUUAGCUCAGGAGUCACAGUCACUUAGUGACACUGUAUUCCAUCAAAGUAGUCACAAGCCCACUCAGAUUCAAAGGGAAGGAGCAUGGGCCUCUCCCCGCAGCCCCUUGAUAAAAGGAGUGGCAAGGUCACCUUGGAGAAUAGCAUGGGGGAUGGGAGAUAUUACAGCCAUUUUUGGGAAAUAUCUGCAUAAAAUGAGUUUAUGCAUAUACAUGAAGGACUUUUUUUUUCAUUGACUUUAAGUCGAGGGUUUUUGUUUUUGUUUCUGUUUUGGAGAUGGGUUCUUACUACGUUGCCCAGGCUGGUCUCAAACACCUGGGCUCAGGUGAUCCUGUUGCCUCAGCCUCCCGAGUAGCUGGGACUGCAGGUAUGUACCAGUACACCCAGCUUGUUUCUGUUUUUUAAAUGUUAGGAUAGAUAAUGGUACUUCUGGCUUAAUUAAAUAAUUUUUUAGGGAAAGUAUUGUAUUUAUACAUGCAUAUAUUUUUAUAUAUACACAUAUAUGUAUAUAAAAGUAUAUGUUUUACAUUUUCAAUAUAUAAUAUAUACAUAUAUGUUAUAUACGUGUAUAUAUAUUGCACCCUACUUUAAAACUGACCUGAUAACAAAACUGGUAAUUUUGUAUAAAAUGCCCAACUGUGCUUUAAUAAAAGUAUGUGAAUGACUUUAAUUAAACAGAAGUGAUUCUUUGAAAUGAACAUAUUUCUAUACUGUCCUUCCAAUGUAACACAGAGCGUUUCCAACAGAGUAGCAGGCAAGCACAUUCUUAAGAGAGUAAAGUACAACCAGAGCACAUUCCAAAUGGAAGUUGGCCUUAUAGUUGGUGAGUUCCUCAGAACAACAAAAGCCCAGCUGCAAAGGGUGACUUUGGUCCUGCGUGAGUUCAGUCUCUGGUGAGGAAGCAGCAGUGCUUUCUAGGACCCUGGAGAGUCUGGGAGCCUUGAAGCAGCCAGAUGUGUGAUCCUUACUUGCAGGUGUUGCCUGAGAAUGAUAGACGUGUAUAGCUUUUGGUAGUGCUGGUUCUGGACUGGGAACCUAAAACCUUCAGGAGGACAGUUUCCCUCUAAAGAAUUCACCAGUGUGAAUGUUUUGCAACGAAAGUAACCAUAGCAGUGGGGCAUCACAUGGGAGAAACAGCACCUGGAUGCUGAGAAGGAAGAAGUGGGCUCUUAACCUAAGAGCUGAUCUUCCACCUAAAAGCUGUCAUUGCGUCCCCUUUUAUUGCUGGUAAACUGAUGACAUCAUGGGGUUGGAACUCAUGAUCACCUCCACACUUGGUUCAGUCCAGCUGAUAUAAGAAGCGGAGACAUCACUUCCUAAGGACUGUUUGCUUGUUCCCCAGUUGUAGGAGUAGAAGGUCAGUUUCCCUUGGCAGCAAAUUGCCUUUUUCUUUGAAUUCCUCCUUUAGCAUGAGAAAUGGUCCUGGGAAUGGUCAGUGGGUGCGUUGGUAUUGGGUUUGGUUGCAUCUGACAAAAAUGGCAAAGCAACAGUGACAAUAAAAUAGCUUAUGUUCAAGUGAAAUAGGUCAUUGGUCCAAGGCUUGUGGGGUGGCCCAAGGACCCAGAUUCUUUGUUUCACAUCCUGAUUGUGGCUUUCUUCUUCUGGGUCACUCAUGGUCCAAGGUGACUCUUACACAGCACCAGCCAUCAUGCCCAUAUUCCAGGCAAGAGGAAGGAGUGGGGUGAGGCAAACAGCACACCUUACUGCUUGGUCAGCCCUGUUUAAGGAGAUUUUUGGGAAGCCCUAUCCAACAUCUUAAGUCUUACAAGCCAACAUAACUACAGUUAGUUGUGGAAGUUUUGGGAUUUUAGUUGAGUGCUUUCAUCCCCAAAUGCCAUUGGAAUCCUGUUACUGUGAAAUUAGGGAAACGGUUACUAUGUUGGCAGUUGCCGUCUGCCACAUUGUUUGCAAUCUUCUGUUUUGAAGUGGGAACAUGUGGGAUGGUUUGUGCACACCGGCCAUGGGAAAAAGUGCUCGUGGGUAUGCCAGUUUUGCCUGUGGUCUGAGAAUCUUAGUCUUUCCCAAUGGGGGACUCAGUAAGCUCUGGUUUCUGGUCUUGUGCAGAGCCGGGGACCCAGAGCAGGUGCCAAUGACUCAACUUUGCUGUGUGUUGUAUUUCCUAAUUUUACAUAGAAUCUGGGCUUUGCCUUUUUGUUUUGUUUUUUUGUUUUUGUUUUGAGACAGAGUUACACUCUGUCAUCCAGGCUGGAGUGCAGUAGCUCGAUCUCGGCUCACUGCAGCCUCCACCUCCCGGGUUCAAGCAGUUCUCCUGCCUCAGCCUCCUGAGUAGUUGGAAUUAUAGGCGCCCACCACCGCGCCCAGCUAAUUUUUGUAUUUUUUGUAGAGACAAGGUUUCACCAUGUUGGCCAGGUUGGUCUCAAACUCCUGACCUCAGGUGAUCCACCCACCUUGGCUUCCCAAAGUGUUGGGAUUACAGGCGUGAGCCACUGCACCCGGCCUGAAAUUUGUUUUUUUUAAGCACCCUAUGGAGUGAACCUGGGAGUGGUUUUGUGCAUGGGAACCCUGGAAUAAAACUGUCAGAUUUGCAUGUUGAUCAAUUACUUGCGGCAAGUUUCUCUCUAUAUUUUUCUCCCAUCUGUGAAACGACAACUAUCAGGGAAUUGUGAUCAAGAAAAUUGUAUAGCAUAGAACAUUCCCAGCACAGAAGUGCUUGACAAGGCUGGGAGUGGUGGCUCACACCUGUAAUCCCAGAACUUUGGGAGGCCAAGGCAGGUGGAUCACCUGAGGUCAGGAGUUCUAGUUCAGCCUGGCCAAUAAGGAGAAACCCUGUCUCUACUAAAAAAUACAAAAAUUAGCUGGGCGUGGUGACACCACCUGUAAUCCUAGCUACGUAGGAGGCUGAGGCAGACCAGGAGGCGGAGGUUGCAGUGAGCAGAGAUUGCGCCAUUGCACUCCAGCCUGGGCAACAGAGCGAGACUCCAUUAAAAAAAAAAAAAAAUGUUUAACACUCGUAGGCCAUUUUGCAAGUGAGAAGGGACACAUAGGCACACGUGUCGAUGCAGUAGAGCAUAUGAAAUCAGAGUAAACACCUUCUUAGAUGUCUUACAAUUAGUGCAAAGAAGUAACCCUUAGAGAGGCAAUGUGGCAUGGGUUCCAGAAGGCUGCAUUUUAGCACCAGCCUCAUUAACCACUCUUUUCUUACCUGUCUCUAGGCCUCAGUUUCCUUGUCUGUUAGAUGAGGGGGUUGGCCCAGAUCACCUAAGGAACUUGAAACAAAAAUCAAUCCCUGAGCUCCAUGUCCCAGAGUUUCUAACCUAGGGUGGGACUAUGCAUUGGAAAUUAUUUUCACAUUCCCCAGAGUUCUAAAUGGACAGCCUCAGUGGAGGAGACCCACCAGCCUAGCUUAGCUCUCAGAUUUCAGCUCCGGCUUCCUGGUGUGUGUGUGAGUGUGAGGCAUGUGUGCAGCAGUACUGUUGACACUUGGUUUCUUGAUGGUGUGUGACAAGUAACCCUUUGCAAUUUUACUGAAGGAGACCCAAGUUGAAAGGCAAGCAUGGUUAGCAUUGCACAGGGGAACAGUCACCUGCCUGGAUUUUCUGACUUCGGUAACAUGGAAUGGAGCCUUAAGCAGGUCAGGGCUCUAUCGUGAAACAGAAACCACCCUAGAUAAACAUAAAAAGGCAAAGAAUUGGUGUUCGAAGUGUUGGGAGCAACAUUGGGGAAAGUUACUGAAAGGUUAGUAACCGUAGGGAAGCCACUAACACUGUGUCCACUCAUCCCAUCCAUCAGUCGUUCAGUCGUUAUGUCCAUUUUUUAGGUGAUAGUAGCUUCAAGUUCAGUCUAACCUGACUAUUUGACAUCUUAAGUUAUAAAUUGUAUUUAUGUAAAUUAGUAGGAGAAAAGUUGGUUCAUAUCUGCAAACAUUGUGUGUGUGUAUAUACAUAUAUAUGUGGAGGGUGUUGAGGGUGGAAGCCAAAAAAAAAAAAAAGUCAAACAUACAUAGAAGUAGACUCCUGUGUAAUCCCAGCACCUUGGGAGGCCGAGGCGGGCAGAUCACCAGGUCCAUCCUGGCCAACGUGGUGAAACCCUGUGGAGGGUGUUGGCUUAAAGUCUUUACUGCCCCUUCUAAGUUCCACUCACCCUUUGCCAGCCCCUCAUCUGUUGGGUGGCCUGAACCUUCAUUUGUGAGGGAUCUGAGUCUUUAGCAGGCCUGAGGUCACUGGGUUGUGGUCAUAUUUAAUUAGUUGUUUCUCAAGACCAGUUUUUCUUUUUUCUUUUCUUUCUUUCUUUUUGGAGACAAAAGUUUCACUCUUGUUGCCCAGGCUAGAGUGCAAUGGUGUGAUCUCAGCUCACUGCAACCUCUGCCUCCCGGGUUCAAGUGAUUCUCCUGUGUCAGCCUCCCAAGUAGCUGGGAUUAUAGGUGCCCAUCACCAAGCCCGGCUACUUUUUGUAUCUUUAGUACGGAUGGGGUUUUUCAUGUUGACCAGGCUGGUCUGGAACUUCUGACCUCAGGUGAUCUGCCCUCCUCAGCUUCCCAAAGUGCUUGGAUUACAGGCUUGAGCCAGUGCGCCCAGCCGAGUUUUUUCUUUAUUUAAUGAAAAUAUUCUAGGGAUUGAUGAAAAAUGUGAAAGCCAAAAAAAAAAAAGUCAAACAUACAUAGAAGUAGACUCCUGUGUAAUCCCAGCACCUUGGGAGGCCGAGGUGGGCAGAUCACCAGGUCCAUCCUGGCCAACGUGGUGAAACCCUGUCUCUACUAAAAAAAAUACAAAAAUUAGCUGGGUGUGGUGGCGUGCGCCUAUAGUCCCAGCUACUUGGGAGGCUGAGGCAGGAGAAUUGCCUGAACCCAGGAGGUGGAGGUUGCAGUGAGCUGAGAUCGUGCCACUGCACUCCAGCCUGGCACCUGGCAACAGAACAAGACUCUGUCUCAAAAAAAAAAAAAAAAGCAGUAGACUCCUGUAACAAACUCCUACCUAAUAUAACCUGGCUUCAGGAAUUAUUGAUAUUUUGCCCAUUUUGUUGUAUUUAUUCCACUUUGUUCCCUUAAAAUAUUUUAAACCAAAUCCUAGCUAUCAUGUCACUCAUAAAUAUUUUAAUAAAUAUGAUAACAGAGGACAUCUUAGAAAAUGAACCACCCACAAUGCCUUCUCAGGUCCAUAGAUGAUUUUCUCAGAUUGUCUCAAAGGUGUCUUCACAAAGUUUGAAUCAAAAUCAAAAUUGUUCAUUGCAUUUGGUUGAUAUGCUUUAAGCCUCCUUUAGUCUUAACAGUUCUCCCUACCAAAAAAAAAAAAAAAAGAAGUUGAAAAACUGGAUCAUUUAUUCAUUGAACAUUUCAUAUUCUCUGGAUUUAGCAAGAAGUAUCUUCAUGGUGGCAAUUUCUUCAUUCUCCCCCCCCACCCCCGCACCGCCUCGCCAUGUUUUCUGUGAAUUAAUCAGAUCUGGAGGCUUGACUAAAAACCAGGUUCUCCUUCCCCACCCCUCACAAGAAUCCUUUGUUGGUGAUGUGGUGCCCUUCCCUCUGUAUCGCAGUCACACUGUUGUCUGGUUGUUCUAGUUUUAUUGUUAAAUGUCAGAAGUCAUCAAUUUCGUUGCUAUCAGGUGGAUUCACCAUUAUAAAAGUCCUGUUGCUCUUACAUGUAGCAGUUUAAACAUUCCUUGAUGACAAUUGCCUAGAUACGUAAUUAGUUGAAAAAUGAUGAUUUUUUGGUGGGGAGGGUGACUUUUAUUUUGAAAUGAUUUGACUUUAAGUUGCAAGAACAACACAAAGGUCUUGCACGUCACCUUCACCCGAGUUCUCUAGUUGUUAACGUUGGAUCAUACCUACUUUGUCAUCUUCUCUCAAUAACUAUAAUGUCACAACAACUGGGUUUUUUUAAUGAACCAUUUGUGACUAAUUUGUAUAUAUCAUGUCCCUUAUACCUGAACCUGUGUGUUUCCUCAAAACGAGGACCUGCUCCGACAUACCGCAGUGGUUAUCAGAAUUAGAAUUUGGCAGUAGAGUACUGUUAAUAGCCAGGUUUCAUUGAUAUUCCACCAGUUGUUCCAUUACUUUUUUUUUUUCAGACAAGGUCUCACUUUGUCACCCAAGCUGGAGUGCAGUGGCCUGACCAUAGCUUAUUGCAGCCUUGAACUCUUGGGCCCUAGCCAUUCUCACCUCAGCCUCUUGAGUCCCUGGGACUAUGGGUACAUGGCACCACGCCCAACUAAUUAUUAUUAUUACUUUUUGGUGGAGACAGAGUAUCUCUGUGUUGCCCAGGUUGGUUUCGAACUCCUGGCCUCAAGCAGUCCUUACACCUUGGCUUUUUUUUUGAGAUGGAGUCUUGCACUGUCACCCAGGUGGAAGUACAAUGGGGCAAUCUCGGCUCACUGCAACCUCUGCCUCCCGGGUUCAAGCGAUUCUCCUGCCUCAGCCUCCUGAGUAGCUGGGACUACAGGAGCUACUGUAGUCCUAUAGGAACACCACACCCAGCUAAGUUUCUGUAUUUUUAGUAGAGACAGGGUUUCACUAUGUUGGCCAGGCUGAUUUUGAACUCCUGACCUCGUUAUCCACCCACCUCGGCCUCCCAAAGUGCUGGGAUAACAGGCAUGAGCCACUGCGGCCAGCCACCACUAAUAUUUUUAAUAAAAGAAAAAGGCACCGGAUGUCAUCCAUGAUCACUUUCUGUAUUUAGUUGUCAUGUUUUUGAGUCUCCCCUAAUCUGGAAGUUCCUCUGUCUUACUCUUUCACACCUUAACCAGAGUGGAAGGCAGUUGUUUUUUUAGAAUGCCCUGCGUUUGGAUUGCCUGAUGUUUUCUCAUGAUUUGACUGUGAUUAUGCAGUUUUGACAGGAAUACUACAGAAGUGAUGUUAGUCCUCCGUCCAUCACACCAGGAGACAUGAAGUCAGUUUGAGCCACGCUGGUGAUAUUUACUUGCUUCAGAUUUCUCUACUGUAAAGUAGUGAUGCUUGUCUUUAUGGGAGACACUGUUGAGACAGCAUUUCGCCAUCAAGCUUUUAUCCACGCAGAUUUAACGUUCACUGAUGAUUUUUUUUUUUUUUUUUUUUUGAGACAGAGUCUCGCUGUGUCACCCAGGCUGGAACACUGUGGGGCAAUCUCGGCUCACUGCAGCCUCCGCCUCCCAGGUUCAAGUGAUUCUCUUGCCUCAGCCUCCUGAGUAGCUGGGACUACAGGUAUGCAUCACCACACCCAGAUAAUUUUUGUAUUUUUAGUAGAGAUGGCAUUUCAUCAUGUUGGCCAGUAUGGUCUCGAGCUCCUGACCUUGUGAUCCACCUGCCUCGACCUCCCAAAGUGCUGGGAUUACAGGUUGAGCCACCGUGCCGGGCCCCAUUGAUGAUUCCUAAUGGAGCAUUUACCAAGGUGCUUGCCAAGCAUUCCUUUUACAUUGAUUACAGCCUUCUAUAAGGAAGACUUUUUGUUUUUGUUUUUGAAACAGAGUCUCUCUCUGUCAUCCAGCAGUUGCAUUCAUUUUGUAGGAUGUGUCCACUGUGGCCAAGGACCACACCCUUCUUUUGGUAGCCGUAUGUUUGCUUGACAUGUUUUGUGGACCUGCACUCAGUAACUACUUCCUGGAAUAACUGAUAUGUUUUGAGAAAAUUUUCAGUAUUUACCAAGAAUCUACGUUUUAAAGUAAGUUAAAUUCUGUAUUUUUUUCACCACAGUUUACCAGAUUAACUUUUUUUUUUUUUCUUUUUUGAGACGAAGCUUUUGUUCUUGUUUCCCAGGCUGGAGUACAAUGGUGCAAUCUCUGCUCACCACAACCUCCACCUCCCGGGUUCAAGCAAUUCUCCUGCCUCAGCCUCUCGAGUAGCUGAGAUUACAGGCAUGUACCACCAUGCCCGGCUAAUUUUGUAUUUUUAGUAGAGAUGGGGUUUCUCCAUGUUGGUCAGGCUUGUCUUGAACUGCUGACCUCAGGUGAUCCGCCCGCCUCGGCCUCCAAAGUGCUGGGAUUACAGGUGUGAGCCACUGCACCCAGCUAGAUCAUUUUAUCUUUGCCAUCCAUGGCAGGGUUUGCAUCCACCUGGCCUCUGGCAGUUCAGUGCUGCCACUUGGCCUCUGCUGCUUUGGAAUCAUACCUUUCCUCUGAAAUCGGUGAUCCCAUCACCAACUCUGGCUGGUAAAGAGCAGUCACCGCCUCUCUUUCUACAGUUGCCAGUCUUAACUCACGCAUCUCUUAGUGCCUCCAUGAAGAGUGUACUUUGGGACCUACUGAGAACUUAGUGGGCUUGGUGAAUGUGUGAGUCACUGAAGAUAAGCCCACCCCCACACUCCUUCUUACUGAGCCAUUGGUAUCCCCUCUUCGUUAUGUUAGGCUUCUUGACUUCAUUGCAUCUAGGCUAGUAUUGAGCCUAGGUUUUGGUCAGCCAUCCAACAGGGCUGCUCCUGGAUGCUUAGGCUGAGACAGUACAGUGAGGCUCCGCUAAGCACGCUCCUGUCUAUAAUGUGGGCUGAUCGAAUGUCAUACAUCCUGCCUGUUCAGUCAGACAGCUUGGAAUUCAUCCCCACCCUGGGUUUCUAUUCAUGUAAGUUAGAAUUCGUAUCUUACUUGAUACUUAGUGACUAAUUUAUUGCUGGUCUAAAUUAACAGUAGUUUUAGUUUGUACUACUUCCUCCUAAGUCAGACUUCCUGCUUGCUCUCCUAGGAAUGCUGGUACCUGAUUCUAGUUCUGGAUAUGGAGGCAAGGAGAAGUUGUUAGUGGGGGUCAUGGCAACACCCUAAACUGGGGUUGUCCCUUGAAGCAACCCUAUUUUCUUGUAAGGGAACUUAACAGAUGUGAUUAUUCUUAUUCAAACAAGAAAAGGCUAUUCAGACGGGAGAAUCACCUGCUGCUUCUGCAGGGGAGGCCUGAAGAUUUGUGGGUGGAAGAUCCUCAUAUUUCUAUUGUAACUCUCAAGAUCUCCUUUCCAAUCAGUGCCUUAAGUUUCACCUAAGGGAACUGGCAAGGUUAUGAAUUCACCGUGACAUUGUAGUUCUGCAACAUGCAUAAUUACAUUUUGGGACUGAUUUGCUGCCAAUUAUGCUAUUUGCUACAAAAAAAAAAUCUUGGCUGGAUGUGAUGCCUCAGCUGUAAUCCCAGCACUUUGGGAGACCAAGUUGGGCAGAUCACUUGAGCCCAGGCAUUCGAGACCAGCCUGGGCAACAUGGUGAAACCCUGUCUGUACAAAAAAUACAAAAACUAGCCAGGCAUGGUGGCGUGCACCUGUAGUUCCAGCUACUUGUGAGGCUGAGGUGGGAGAGUGACGAGCCCAGGAGUUUGAGGCUGCAGUGAGCUGAGAUCAUGCCACUGCAUUCUAGCCUGCACAACGGGAGUGAGACCUUGUGUUACCAAAAAAAAAAAAAAAAAAAAAAAAUAAGAUCUUUAAAAGACUAUCCUAGAAAUGCUCUUGUACUCUGAUCAUGCCUUGACCUUAGAAUUUAAAGCCCUGAGCUUGUCAUUCUUUCUGUGAGCAUGCUGUAAAAAGUAGCCAGUUUAAGCCAGGCGCGGUGGCUCAUGCUUGUAAUCCCAGCACUUCCGGAGGCCAAGGUGGGUGGAUCACAAGUUAGGAGUUGAGACCAGCCUGACUAAUGUGGUGAAACCCCAUCUCUACUAAAAAUACAAAAAAAAAUGGCCAGGUAUGGUGGAGGGCACCUGUAAUCCCAGCUACUGGGGAGGCUGAGGCUGGAGAAUCACUUGAACCUGGGAGGCGGAGGUUGCAGUGCACCCCAGCUGGGGCAACAGAGUGAAACUGUCAAAAAAAAAAAAAAUGUAGCCAAUUUACUUCACUAUCCUUUUGCUCAUAAUCACCACCAUAAACGUCAAGUGCAGCAUCCUUGAUCCUUUAAAUCUUGUCUUCAGUGGAUCCUUCAUACUGAAUGACCACAAAUAUUUAUAUAUUGACAUGCCAUAUAUUGCUGGUAUCUCAUAUUCCACUGGCAGUGAGGUCUUCACUGCAUUCAAGCUCAAGCCAGAAACAGAUCUCUGAGGGUCUGUUUUCUGGGGCCAUUACAAGCACCAAGUAUGAUAUUGUACUGAUCAGAGUCUGACUAGGAAACAGAGACAACUGUAAGUUUUUCAGACAGAAGAGAUUUAACACAGGAAUUUGUUACAACAAUGUUUAAAGGACUGAAGGAGCAAAAGAGAGAAGGUAAGUUUACUCAAAAAUCAGUCACUUUAGGCCAGGCACAGUGGCUCAUGCUUUUAAUUCCAGCAUUUUGGGAGGCCAGGGCAGGUAGAUCACAAGGUCAGGAGUUUGAAACCAGCCUGGCCAAGAUGGUGAAACCCCGUCUCUACUAAAAAUACAAAAAUUGCCGGGUGCGGUGGCUCACAGCUGUAAUCCCAGCACUUUGGGAGGCCCAGAUGGGUGGAUCACGAGAUCAAGAGAUCGAGACCAUCCUGGGCAACAUGGUGAAACCCUGUCUCUACUAAAAAUAUAAAAAAUUAGCUGGGCACGGUGGUGCGUGCCUGUAAUCCCAGCUACUCAGGAGGCUGAGGCGGGAGAAUUGUUUGAACCCAGGAGGCGGAGGUUGCAGUGAGCCGAGAUCGCACCAUUGCACUCCAGCCUGGGUAAUGAGAGCAAAACUCCGUCUCCAAAAAAAAAAAAAAAAAAAAAAAUUAGCCAGGCAUGGUGGUGGGUGCCUGUAAUCCCAGCUACUCGGGAUGUUGAAGCAGGAGAAUCGCUUGAACCCAGGAGGCAAAGGUUGCAGUGAGCCGAGAUUGCACCAUGGCACUCCAGUCUGGUGACAGAAUGAGACUCCGUCUCAAAAAAAAAAAAAUAAAUAAAAUCGCUUUAGGCCAGACGUAGUGGCUCACACUUGUAAUCCCAGUGCUUUGGCAGACCAAGGCAAGGAGGAUGACUUGAGCACAGGAACUCAAGCCAGCCUGGAUCACAAAACGGUGAGACCCCAUCUCUACAAAAAAAAAAAAAUUAUUCAGUCUCAGCUACUCAAGUGGCUGAGGUGGGAGGAUUGCUUGAGCCCAGGAGUUAAGGCUGCAAUGAGCUAAAAUUGUGCCCUGUGCUCCGGCCUGGGCAACAAAGAAAGAUUCUGUCUCAAAAAAAAAAAAAAAAAGACAACACGCUGGGCGAGUUGUCUCAUGCCUGUAAUCCCAGCACUUUAGGAGGCCAAGGCCAGCAGAUCAUUUGAGAUUGGAAGUUCAAGACCAGGCUGGCCAACAUGGCGAAACCUAUCUGUACUAAAAAUAAAAUCAGCAGGAUGUGGUGACAGGCACCUGUAAUCCCAGCUACUAGGGAGGCUGAGGCAGGAGAAUCACUUGAACCUGGGAGGUGGACGGUGGUUGCAGUGAGCUGAGAACAUACCACUGCACUCCAGCCUGGACAACAGAGUAAAGUCUCAAAAAAAAAAAAAAAUGAGUCACUGUAACUAGGAAAUCGAUAAGACCCUGGACUGAGGAGCAGAAAUCACUCAGAGGCCAGAACACUGUCCACUAAGGCUCCUGGUGUCACAGUCCAGCUGCUUUAGGAGGAUUCAGGAGCCUACACUUCUAGCCUUCUGUUGCUGUCCCUGCAGCCGCCAGCACCUUUUUGUCACUGAUGUUGCUCUAGCCAGUGCUGCUGCUACCACCCAAGAAAUCAGAAAUCUGAAGCAGAGUCACAUCUCCCUUCCCACCUUCCAUCUUCCAUCCCUGCCUUCCACUGGCAGACUCCAACAGGCAGGCAGCUGGCAAGAGAGUGUCAGGAGUGUGAUGGGGGAUCUGAUUCUGCGUGGCCUUGCUACAGUACGUGGCAGAGCACAGAAAGAGGGGCAGGGGGUGAGAGCAAACAAGAUAAGAAAUGAGAGAAUGAUGGCCAGGCACAGUGGCUCACACCUGUAAUCCCAACACUUUGGGAGGCUGAGCCAAGUGGAUCACCUGAGGUCAGGAGUUUGAGACCAGCCUGGCCAAUAUGGUGAAACCCCACCUCUACUAAAAACACAAAAAUUAGCUGGGUGUGGUGGUGCAUGCCUGUGGUGCCAGCUACCCAGGAGGCAGGAGAAUCCCUUGAACUCGGUGUUAUAACCGAGCGAGUCAGAAGGAAAGCGCCACACUCUGAGUUCCAAUUCAGAGUCAGCUCACGCUCAAAAUCUCUCGGCCUGGAGGAAGAAGGCUGAUUCUUUUUUAUCCCUUGCUUAAGAUAGAGGAGGAGGAGUCCAGCUGAAGCGGGAUUUACAGAAGCAGAACAAGCAAGUUAGAUAAGGAGGCUGGUAAGUAGGAGGCAGGAGGUUCCCAUGAUUGUUGAUUACUAAGGGUGGGUAUUCGGUACUUGUCAUACAGUCAAGGAGAGUAUUCACAAUAGCAAGUGGGCUUGCCAAGCAGGAUAUGGUUACAAUGGUUAUAUGCCUCUAUAGUUCUAAGCACAGCAUGACCCAGCACAACAGCAUGACCCAGGUAUGCACUCAAGGGAUAAAUGGUGGGAGGGGUGAGGCAGAGGAUACGAUGGAGUCCGGCUCUCAGCAAGAUGGAGUCUGUCAGGCUAACACAAGGUAGAUUAGCACACUCAGGAGGCGGAGGUUGCAGUAAGCUGAGGUCGUGUCUCUCCACUCCAGCCUGGGUGAUGGAGUGAGACUUAGUCUAAAAAAAAAAGAAAUGAGUGAGAAAAUAUUCAAUGUUAAUGUAUCCCAGAAGCUCCUGCUGCGAGGCUCAGCAUGGUGCUGGAUUCCGGGACUGCACUGGUGAACACAGAAAGCCCCCACUAUCCUUGAACAAUCACAGGGUGGAGACAGACAAGAAAACCAACCCUUCAUCUGAAGGCACCAUUACCUAUAUCUGACAAAGGAUUUUUUAUCUGGAAUAUACCAAAAACUCUAAAAACAAAUUUUAAUAUGUAGACCACCCUAAAAAAUACAUAGGCAAAAAAAAAAAAAAUGGAGCAGACCCUUCACAAAAGUGAAUAUUCCUGGGGCCAAUAAAUAUGGAAAGAUGCCCAACUUUAUUAGUCACAGAAAUGCAAAUUAAAACUAAUAAGACACACUACAUACCUAUCAGAAUGACUAAAAAGACUGGCAAUCGCUAGUAUGAAUGAAGAUGUGGAGCACUGGAACUCUCCAGCUGCUGAUGAGACCAGAGACUGCAACACACACUUUGGAGACUGCUUAGCAGUAUCUAGAGAAUCUAAGCAUGUACUUACCCUUGACCUAGCUAUUCCAUCUUCAGUUAUACAACCAAGGGAAAUUAACACCUACCUCCACAAAAAAGACAUGCGCACGAGUAUUCACAAGAGCUGCAAUCAUAAAAGCCCAAACCUAGAAACAAUUCAGAUGGGUAAGGAUAAAUACAUGGAUGGAGUGAAGAAGAGAAUGGGUAAACAUUGGCAUAGUCAUGUAAUCGAAUACUAUUCAGCAGGAAAAAUGAAUGAGCUACGGCUACACACAACAUGGAUGAAUCUCACCGACACUGUGGUAUGAACAUAGCUGGACACGAGUUCCUAUGAGUCCAUUUUUUGGAGUAGACCAAUGAAGCUGUGGAGGUAGAAGAUGGAAGAGCACCUUGGGAGUAUGACUGGGGUGGGCACAGGGAACUCUGCUACUGUGCUGGGAAGGGUCUCUACUGAUUUGGGUGGUGUUUGCAAACACUCUAUUGAUUUGGGUGUGUAUGUAUAGAAAAGCUCAUCAAUCUGUAAACAUAAGGUUUGUCAGCUGGAUGCUGUGGCUCACACCUGUUAUCCCAGCACUUUGGGAGGCUGAGGCAGGUGGAUCACCUGAGGUCAGGAGUUCAAGACCAGCCUGGCCAACAUAGAGAAACCCCGUCUCUACUAAAAAUACAAAAUUAGCCAGGUGUGGUGGCGCAUGCCUGUAAUCCCAGCUACUCAGGAGGCUAAGGCAGGAGAAUCACUUGAACCUGGGAGGCAGAGGUUGCAGUGAGCCAAGAUCACACCAGUGUACUCCAGCCUGGGCAACAGGAGUGAAACUCCAUGUCAAAAAAAGAUUUGUGUGCUUUAUAGAAUGUGUUGUUCCUCCAAAAAUUAACCAAAAGUACAAGGUAAUUUCAUAUAAAUACACACACUAAGAAGAAAUUAAAAGUGAAGUGAUGGGGGAAGGGGCUGACUUAGCAAGCUGAGGUGAAGCUGAGGCUUGAAGGGAAGGGGUGGCCAGGUCAUGGGCACAGGGACUGCCUGUCGGGAGAGGGAGGGGAACACGAAAAGGCCUAAGGCAGGAUCAGGUGUGUUCGUUGGGGGAGCCUCCUCAAGGCUAGUGGACUGAAACAGCGUGGGGUAGGGAGCUGAGCAGGUCCCAGGCAAGCCCAUAUCGCAGCGGGAAACCGUCAUGGUAUGAAAGGGGAGCUCUGGCAGAACUCUGAGGGCUCGGACGUCAGAAGUGAGGGAAAGAGAGACCUCUGAUGACUUCAGUGUGUGGCUAGGACGUCUGGGAGGGGAGAUUGGGGUUCCAUUGACUGAGUGAGGGAAGAGGCACUGGAGUCAAGAUUUGCGUUUGACACUGUAAGUCCGAGUCACUCAUUAGAUGCCCCUUGGAGCUGCUGAGGCACAGUGGGCUGUGGGGCCAAGUUCUGAGCCAGGCCCAAUGGAUGUUGUGAGUGUACAGAGGUCUAGGGGAGCAGAGAGCAGAGGAGGAGACAGGAGCAUUUUAGGAGACUAGAGCCGCCCAAGGGUUUGGAUCAAAACUGCUUUAAACAUGCUUCUUCAGCCAGGUGUGGUGGCUCACGCCUGUAAUCCCAGCACUUUGAGAGGCUGAGGCAGGCGGGUCACCUGAGGUCGGGAGUUCAAGACCAGCCUGACCAACAUGGAGAAACCCUGUCUCUACUAAAACUACAAAAAAUUAGCCAGGCGUGGUAGCACUUGCCUGUAAUCCCAGCUGCUCAGGAGGCUGAAGCAGGAGAAUCACUUGAACCCGGGAAGUGGAGGUUGUAGUUAGCUGAGUUUGCGCCAUUGCACUCCUGCCUGGGCAACAAGAAUGAAACUCCAUCUCAAAAGAAUAAAAAAAUAAAUAAAAGUGCUUCUUCAACCAGCACUGAGUGCCUACUCCUGGCCAGGCAUGGAGAGCCCAGGGGUGAGCGGGGUCCAGCCUGUGUUCAGUGCUGCCUGCUUCAGGCCAAAUUUCCUGGAGCCCGGGCCACGGCACUAACAUGCAGAUUCCCGGGCCUACCCAAGCCCCACUGAAACACAGUGGCCAGAGGCAGUUGCAAGUUUCAAGUUCCCUGGGUGAUUAUUUUGCAUAAGAAAGUUUGAAAACCUUCCACUUUCAGUGGUCCAGGAGUAAGUGAGGGAGGUCUCUGUGUGCUGCGGGUGGAGAGACAGAGCACAAGCAAUUUCCUCUUUCCAAGAGUGGGGCUGCUCCCAGGUUCAGGAAAGCAUGUCUGUUCUGUGAGCUCUUGCUGUGUAUGUGUGUGUGUGUGUGUGUGCGUGUUGUGUGUGUGUGUGUGCGUGUGUGCGCGCACGGGGGGCGGGCACGGUGUCCCAGGAGGACAGAGUUUGCAUUGAUGAAAACCUUUCCCAGCCCUUUGAUGCCUUUCUCACUGCCCUGAAGUUAGCCAGCCCAGGCUUCCGAGCGUCCCGCCCGCCGCUGCGCUCACUCCUGGCCAGGAUGGUCUCCUGUCUGGCCCUGCGCAUGGCGCUGCUGCUGGUCUCUGGGGUUCUGGCCCCUGCGGUGCUCACAGAUGAGGGUCCGCAGGAGCCCGUGCCCACGCUGUGGAACGAGCCAGCCGAGCUGCCGUCGGGAGAAGGCCCUGUGGAGAGCACCAGCCCCGACCGGGAGCCCGCGGACACCGGUCCCCCAGCCCCCACCGCCGCGCCAGGACCCGAGGACAGCACCGCGCAGGAGCGGCUGGACCAGGGCGGCGGGUCGCUGGGGCCCGGCGCCAUCGCGGCCAUCGUGAUCGCCGCCCUGCUGGCCACCUGCGUGGUGCUGGCGCUCGUGGUCGUCGCGCUGAGAAAGUUUUCCGCCUCCUGAAGCCAAUAAAGGGGCCGCGCCCGGCCGCGGCGCGAAUCGGCUGCUCUCC
Callithrix jacchus (white-tufted-ear marmoset) is the source of this 16969-nucleotide messenger RNA. RefSeq names its product secondary ossification center associated regulator of chondrocyte maturation (gene SNORC). Gene Ontology annotation, cellular component: cell periphery. The record is from RefSeq and is a predicted model, not a curated record. NCBI's taxonomy places the organism in Eukaryota, Metazoa, Chordata, Mammalia, Primates, Cebidae. Gene Ontology annotation, biological process: cartilage development.